UAACUAUAGGUACAUGGCGUACUGCUGUGGUUAACAAGUUUAAAUAUUGGAAUAGUAUAAUUCGUUGGCGGCGUAGAUGUAAUCGCGAAAGUGGCUCUUCGCGCGUGCAGUUUACUUGAAGGAUGUUUCCAGGAAGAGAUUCCAGAAGAUUUCUACGAGAACUUCAUAAAGUAUCGUUACACUCCUGAGUUCAACCGUUUAUCGCGUGGAAAGCUGCAGUAGCGGUAUGGAUUUAAGAACCUUCCUUCGAAACAACGCCAAUCUGAAGUCCCGACCCAGACGAAGAAGACAUAGUAUUGCAGAUGUCCGCUUCCUACACACCCUCCAAGAUAUUCCGGAGAAACCCGAAGAGGAACACGUGGCUGACGAACGACGGCACUCAACCGGAAGCUUUGCAAAAACAGAAAAGCCGCGAUCUUCAAGCGAACCUCCAAACCCUCCAUGCUGUAAUGAAAGCGGCAUCCGACCUGCUACGAUUGUGAAUGAGACAGAAACAAAUUCAACUGAAACCGCUCGUUCUAAGCGAUCUCUUUCUCGUGAGGAAAGCGAAGAUUUGAUAGAGGCCGUGUCCAACUACGUUUUGUCGUACACAGAUGACCAAGAAAAUCUUUGUAGUGUUAACAAUCUGUCUCCCACGUCUACUGGGUCUUCUUCCCCCCAAGAGAGUUCUAAAGAAACUAGUGACGAAGAGUUGGCUCUGUCUGACAUUCUUCGCAAGGUCGACACACCUAUGGUAUCUCAACGAUUAAGACGAGGGAGCACGAAAGAUCUAGAACUGAUGGAACGAAUCACUUCCUUGACUCCCAUAACUGAGAGCAGCCGGUCUAGUAGUCGUGCGAGUAGAUCGUCUAGCCAGAAUGGUUCGGAAAUAUUUCCAGACAUUAACGAUGGUAAUGAAGGGACAAAUCAUGGGUUGCACUGCCCAACCCCAAAGACUGCCGGAAUAAAAGAAGAAAUGCUUGGGAAGAUUCUUGUAUCUCCUCAUAUAACGAGAAGAGGGUCUUUGAGUGAUCUUCUGAAGUCAUUAUCACCAAACUUUGAUACAAGAAAAGAAAAUGGUCUGCAAGGAAUGGGUAAAGAUGAAGAGCUCAGGCCAGAGUUUAUUUCACUAAAUGCAGAGACCCAAAUGAAAGAUCAGUCUAGAUCACUUUUUCCGGUGAACUCCGGAAAAUAUUCCCCAAAAGUGUCUGUAAAUGAGAAGCACUCUAGCAUGAAAAUUACAGAUGCAUUGGGUAAAGCAAAUAAUUCGCCAGUAUCACUGAAAGGAAGGACUUCCGGAGACCUCCUUAACUCACUGUCCUCAAUUGCUGACCGUGUAUCAUUUAAAGCUAGCGAUACAAAAAAGUCUUUAGGAUCUGAAGCUAAAAAAGAGAAGCACGAAGUCAGCAGUGUAAAUAAAGAAAAAGACGACUUAUUCGGUAGAAUAAUGAAGAGUCCGUGUCUCACCAGGAGAGGCUCCAUUGGAGACGUGCUAAACGCGUUGACACCCAACCCAGUCAGGAGGUGUCCGUCGCCAUCUCCUCUGACUAUCAAAUACGAUACACAUGACGAACUGGUGCUGAAGACCCAGCCUGUUUCCCCGGAGAUGCCAAAGAUGAAAGAUGCUGAGAGGGCAACCUGUGAGCCUGGUGUCGGAAAAGGUCUUUUGGCAAUCGUCCAGCAACAUGUGAUGAAUCAUAGUCAGGCCAUGCAGCGAAGGAGAAGUAACUCCAUUGCCUCCACAGAACCCCACACUGGAACCAUGGAAACAGUCCUAAAAAAGUGGAAUGAGGACAGGAACCGCGCAGCUAACAACGAGUCUUUCGUCGGUAAGACAUCUGACAAAGACUCUUCACAAAAGGGAGACAUUGUCAUUAACACCACCUCCUCCUCUAUGACUGCAACAAAAAACAGCAUGAUAAAAGAGAACAACGGCAGUGGUACUGUGACUUCCACAAAUACCUCUAAACACAUUCACGACAACAACAACAACAAAAUCAACAAAUCUGCAAAUACAAACCAAUGCAAUAGUGCAAAUAACACUGAAGUACUUAAUCCUCAGACACCCAAUCCACAAGAAAACAUAAGUGAAGAAAACAAGGCCAACGUCGACCACGAAACAACUUCUUCCGUUCCCAGGCAGCUGGUGCUAGUAGGCAGCCCGAGCAAACAUGUUCCUCAGGGGAAUUCAGAACAAGAUGUUCCUUCAGCAAAGACAACAAAUAGAAAGAUAAGCGCUCCACUUCCACCAAGAAGUGAUAACGCCUACCACGUUCCCAAGAGAAAGUCCAGUGUGAACGUGAUGAAACGUUCGCCUGUUACUGUUGUGAUUUCAAAGGAUAAAGCCGGGAAAACAGAAGUGCAUAGAAAAGUGUCGCAGUUUCAAAUUCCUAGCGGUGUAAACUUAACCGAUUCGCGAUUCCUUCCACUGAGUAAAGAGGAAGCCGAAGACUAUAACAGGAUAAAAAACGCAGAGAAAAGCGCAUUACCCAGGAAAAAUUCGACCGUUACAAUGAGCUCAAAAGUCACAGUUCACGGCGGAAGUGGCGCAGUUGUGCGUAAAGUAGGAGUUGCCUCAAAGAGACCUGUUCUUGAUGCCUCUCUUCCAACUGAGGAGAGAUUUGCGGCACUCAGCGAGAGAUAUGCCAACUUAAAGGCCAAAAUUGGAGGGAAUGAUGACAAGAAGAAGUCCACAGAGUCCUCCCCCAAUCUAGUAGAGAAGAAUGAUAGUGGUCCAUCUACUGAGGACACAUUAACCCAAUCGAAAUGCUGGACGACGGUUGAAAGUAUUCCAGUUCAAGUAUACGUUGAUCAAGUAUUUGAAAAUCCUCGUGACUUCACAGAGGCUGAAACCAAAGAGACGUUGAGUGGCAAAAACAAAUCUCCAGAGUCUUGCCCCAAACCUGAUGAGGAGUGUAAUUCUGGUCCAUAUACGGAAGACACGUUAAUCCAGUCAAAAUGCUGGACAACUGUUGAAAAUACUACGGUUCAAGAAUAUGUUGAUCGCGUAUCUGACAAACCACGUGACUUAACAGAGGCUGAAAAGCAGGUGACUUUGACUGGAAACGACGAAGACAAGCAGACAAAAAAUGGCGAGAAACAUGACAUUUAUAAGAGCCACAUGGCAACUAAUAGUAAUGACUUCGACAAUGUAAUAAGCUGCAUAAAUUAUAGCGAAAAGAAAGCUUCCAUCGACCUGAACAAUAACAGCAAGCCCAGUGUCCCUGAGACGCAGGUUGUUGAAGAUUCCUGUUGGAUCGACAGUAAGACACCUCUUGACUUACGACCGGAAACUCCAACGCAAAAGACAAGGACAAGUGUCGUUGCAAAGCUGAUGAACAGAAAAAUGAAGCCAAGAAGAAAACAAAGCAUAGUGCCAUGUGUGGUGAAACGAAGAUCAAGGGUUUAUACUAAGGAAUGUUCGGGACAUGAGGGUAUUCCAGCUUCUGUGGCAGAGUUUGAGAAGAUCAGAACCUUUGUGGAAAACACAGUGCUUCGUGCCCCAGUGCGACAAGAGGCGUCAAACAUCCUAGAUUUGCUGACUGGAUUGUCGACCUGUUUGACUGAAAAAGAGUUAGUCGCCAUUUGUAAAGAGUGUUCAAAGACCUUACGGACGUUGGACGCGCUAGGAAGUUUGCCAACGUAUCUCUCCUUGGAGACGGUUAUCAUAAACCCAAGUGGAACUAUCAAGUUUAAGCAUCUAAGCACAGGUUUGUUAACUAAAAACCGUCAUUAUUGAAGCAUAUUCCGCUCUCUUGGCUCGGUACGUAACUCAGCUGAGAGUCUUAAACACUUCUUCGUAUGAUUGCAAGUUAAUGAUAUGGGGUCUUGAAUUCAA
Molecule: messenger RNA, 3817 nt
Organism: Pocillopora damicornis (cauliflower coral)
Lineage: Eukaryota; Metazoa; Cnidaria; Anthozoa; Scleractinia; Pocilloporidae
Biological process (GO): small GTPase-mediated signal transduction; regulation of dendrite morphogenesis
Cellular component (GO): neuronal cell body; guanyl-nucleotide exchange factor complex; dendrite
Molecular function (GO): guanyl-nucleotide exchange factor activity
Source: RefSeq, a predicted model, not a curated record